CACCCGCACCCUCCUCCGCCCGCUAGCCUGCCGCAGCUCGAGCUCCGCGGCCAUCCGGAGACCCGCGGCGCGCGGCGACAUGGCGGGCGGCCACCGCCUCCUGCUGGAGAACGCGCAGCAAGUGGUGAUGGUGUGCGCCCGCGGCGAGCGCUUCCUGGCGCGGGACGCGCUGCACAGCCUGGCCGUGCUGGAGGGCGCCAGCCUGGUGGUGGGCACGGAUGGGUUUAUAAAAGCCAUUGGUCGGGCUGAUGCUAUCCAAACACUGUUUUCUGAAGAAACGUUUGAAGAAAGAAUUGACUGUUCUGGGAAAUGCAUCUUGCCAGGUUUGGUGGAUGCACACACACAUCCAGUCUGGGCUGGUGAAAGAGUUCACGAGUUUGCAAUGAAGUUGGCAGGAGCCACGUACAUGGAAAUUCACCAGGCUGGAGGAGGCAUCAACUUCACUGUGGAGCACACGCGCCAAGCCUCGGAGGAGGAGUUAUUCUGCUCCUUUCAGCAGCGGUUGCAGUGCAUGAUGAGGGCGGGGACCACACUGGUGGAGUGCAAGAGCGGAUACGGCCUCAACCUGGAGACGGAGCUCAAGAUGCUGCGUGUGAUUGAGCGCGCUCGGCGCCAGGGGCCCAUCAGCAUCUCCGCCACUUACUGCGGGGCUCACUCAGUGCCAAAAGGAAAGACUGCUACAGAAGCUGCUGAUGAAAUCAUCAAUAACCACCUCCCAAAGCUGAAGGAGCUUGGCAGCCGUGGGGAAAUACAUGUGGACAACAUAGAUGUGUUCUGUGAGAAAGGCGUCUUUGAUCUCAAUUCCACCAGAAGGAUUCUUCAAAGUGGAAAAGAUCUAGGAUUACAGAUUAACUUUCAUGGGGAUGAACUCCAUCCUAUGAAGGCUGCUGAGCUGGGAGCUGAGCUGGGAGCUCAGGCGAUCAGUCACCUGGAAGAAGUGAGCGAUGAAGGCAUCGCUGCCAUGGCAACGGCCAGGAGCUCUGCUGUCCUCCUGCCCACCACCGCCUACAUGCUGAGACUGAAGCAACCUCGGGCUAGGAAGAUGUUAGAUGAAGGGGUAAUCGUUGCUCUGGGCAGUGAUUUCAACCCUAACGCAUAUUGCCUUUCAAUGCCAAUGGUCAUGCAUCUGGCCUGUGUGAACAUGAGAAUGUCCAUGCCUGAGGCCUUGGCGGCUGCCACUAUCAAUGCAGCUUAUGCGCUGGGAAAAUCUCACACACAUGGAUCUCUGGAAGUUGGUAAGCAGGGAGAUCUCAUUAUCAUCAAUUCGUCCAGAUGGGAGCAUUUGAUUUACCAGUUUGGAGGCCAUCACGAAUUAAUUGAAUAUGUUAUAGCUAAAGGAAAAGUCAUCUACAAAAAAUGAAAGAUCUGAAAGGAAAGAGAAGACUCUUCGACUGUAUAAGCCAAUGCAGUUGUAGUAAAAGUUAAAAUACCAUAGUAAUUUACCAGGGUGAUGUCAGAUAUAUUUCAGUGCUUUGUUAAUCCACUUGAAAAAACCAAGAGAUAAAUUUAUUUUCUUUUAACAUGUGUACCUGGACAUACAAAUAGGUAAAUCAAUUGGAUCAUAAUCUUAUAACAUUAAAUCAUCUCACAGAGA
Molecule: messenger RNA, 1594 nt
Organism: Herpailurus yagouaroundi (jaguarundi)
Lineage: Eukaryota; Metazoa; Chordata; Mammalia; Carnivora; Felidae
Gene: AMDHD1
Product: amidohydrolase domain containing 1
Exons: 9
Coding region: 80-1360 (426 amino acids)
Cellular component (GO): cytoplasm
Molecular function (GO): imidazolonepropionase activity
Source: RefSeq, a predicted model, not a curated record